AUUGUCCACGUUACCCACCCAAGACUGAAGAGUCGUUACUCCAUCUGGUAUUCCGGUGGUUUUCUCAGGGAGUUUAUUGGCUCUUAACGUCUCAAGUCUCCUCACUGCGAUAAUUCAUUCUUCCUGUUCGUCUUAAUUAAAAAUCAAACAAAUCCUCCAGACUAGGGAUUCCAAUCCAACUGUAGAAUGUAGAUGCAGUAGUCUUCGGGACGGUAGUAUUGAUUAUUGAUCCCCUCCUCCUGAUUUCUUCGACUUUGACUUUGGUGCCUAAGAUGGCAACCUUAGGGCUUGAGAAGCACAUGACUGUUUCAUCCAAGUUCAUAAUUCCUUCUCUUAUCUCUUGUGUCUUCGUCUUCCUCUCUCAAUUCGCCCUAGCUAUGAUUCCUCGUUACUUUGCUUCCUACUCUCUUAUCGCCAAACUCGCACUUUCAGCUCUUCUUCUCCUGGUGAUUGCAGGUUUUGGCAGAUUUUUCAGGCGACUUGUUGGUGUUUAUGCUUCUGCCCCGGCUUUUGUCCUCUUCAAUACCUUGUUUAUUUGGGGAGUUUAUAUUGUGGUUGUCCGACAAGCAAUUUCAUAUUUAACCGAUAUUGUAUUCAAUGUAGAGCUUGCCCUGCUCAUGAUUGGUCUUUAUAGCAUCAUCUGUAGUGAUCCUGGUUUGGUAAUACAUGGAUAUUCAUGCUUGGAGAAAUUUUCUGGAAGUGCAGUUACUGAUGCCAAACCCCACUCAAAGGAAAAACUUUCGGGAAGUGUUCUAGAUGAUGAAAACCCAACUAUAGAGACAGAGGAAGUAAUUCCAUUUCUAGAAAACUCUUCUAGGAGGGUGAGAUUCUGCAAGCACUGUAAAGCAUACAUCAAGGGAUUUGAUCACCAUUGUCCUGCUUUUGGGAACUGUAUUGGUAAAAAGAACCAUGUCCUCUUUAUGGUUCUUCUAGUCGGAUUUAUUUUUGUCGAGGCUUCUUAUAUUGUGUGCUUCACUCGAUUUACUACAAGAUAUCAGCUGAUGGACAAGACUGGAUUGGAGUUCAGUCUAUCUAGCAACUUUGUUAUCAGCACAAUGAUAUUUACUCUUCUCCAAAUGUUGUGGCAGGUCCCAUUUCUCCUAUGGCAUAUCUAUUGUAUCUGUUUCAACAUCAAAACUGAUGAGUGGAUAAACUGGAGAAAAUACCCAGAGUUCCAUCUUCUUGUUCAGUGUCAGGAGCAUGCAUCUCCUGAAACAAAGUUCAGAAACCCAUACGACAAGGGUGUAUUAGGCAAUAUCAUGGAAUUCCUGACAUCUUUACAGUACUCUACAUCCUUGAUGCUUACGGCGUUGGUGUGAUAAGCCUUAAUCGAUCUGCUGUGCUUUUCUUGAUAAAACGUAUAGCUGGUGGAGCCUCUGGUUCUUUUGGCAAUGAUUUGUCUUAAACUUGGAGGUUUCAAAACAAUCAGAUUUGGCUGCCUAAAAUUCAUCACAAGAAAAAUAUGGAAGAGAUUUUAGAGGGUGGAUCAGUGAUUUUACCGGUGGCUCCAGCUCGGCUUGGCUGAAGGAACCAUGGUCGAUGUGAAUUUGAUUCAUCCUAACGAUUGAAUGCAGAGUUAGAUAUUUAAUUUUGUGAAGCCUACUGUGGUAAAUUGGUAAUAGAGUCAAUCAGGCAAGGUCAUGUGGAAAGAUGCGGACGUGUACAUGAAAUUAGCUUUUUGUGUUAAAUUUACAAUUAUCUCUAUUAUGAAUUUAUAAACCCUUUGUAAAUUUAUAUUUGUAUUUCAAGGGCUAUAUGCCUAUAUGUAUAUGUAGGAGUCAUAUUACUGUUCGAGGGCAAUUUUGCACCAAAAUGGAAAGAAAAAACUGAUUUUGUCC
Nelumbo nucifera (sacred lotus) is the source of this 1838-nucleotide messenger RNA. Its product is annotated as putative protein S-acyltransferase 1. Gene Ontology annotation, molecular function: protein-cysteine S-palmitoyltransferase activity. Gene Ontology annotation, cellular component: endoplasmic reticulum; Golgi apparatus. The record is from RefSeq and is a predicted model, not a curated record. NCBI's taxonomy places the organism in Eukaryota, Viridiplantae, Streptophyta, Magnoliopsida, Proteales, Nelumbonaceae. Gene Ontology annotation, biological process: protein targeting to membrane; peptidyl-L-cysteine S-palmitoylation.